This is a messenger RNA of Paramuricea clavata, 8383 nucleotides long. The record is from the annotation of a GenBank genome assembly. NCBI's taxonomy places the organism in Eukaryota, Metazoa, Cnidaria, Anthozoa, Malacalcyonacea, Plexauridae.
AUGUACUUAAGUACUUCUGCUCAUAAUACAUCAAUAUAUCGUACUAGCUCUACAUUUCUUCCCUCAGAUUCGAAGAAGAGAUUAAAAGAUGUACUCAAACAGUUUCGUGAUGGGGAGUUCUCGCAGUAUAAACCAGAAGAGGUGAAUUUUAUAACAACAUUUCUGCUUUUUAGAACUUAUAUAGCUAUAACUACAUAAAACUGUUUCUCAAAUAAAAAACCCCACAAAACUAACAUAAAAAUGUUUUUCAGAUUUUGAUUGGUUGUGGUAACGUCUGGGCAGAUUGCUCAAAAAUGACCGCACGCCUAAAAUGAAACUUGAGUUUAGGACGAUUUAAAUUAAUCUUCAACACGAUUUAAGGAAUUUGCAUGGUUCAGUUCACUUUCAAAUCUUUGAUGAUGCAUGUAAAUGAUAUAUAACAGGAGCGAAAACUUUGUGAGUAGACAUUUCCCCGAAACUUGUGCAGUAGAUGUCUGGAACAUUUAUGUGUACUGUACAGUAUAUAAAUAAGUAGUAGCGUCGUUUCUCGUGGAAUUGGAUAAAACAUGCACUCUUGAGUUUUUCAAAGACCUCUUUAAAAUUUAAACUCACUCAUGCAUGCAUGUUCAAUUUGCACUCGAAAUCAUGCUAUUACUUAUACUAAUAGUAAUAUACCCUCCCUAACGUUAUACGCUGUUAAGCUUCCCCAAGACGAAAAACACCAAAACACCGUAUUCGCUACCAGGCCGUACACAAACUAUACGUAGAGAAAACUAUAUUUACGAUUUUUAGAAUGUCAUUAAUUAUUCUUUGGAUAUUUGGUACUUUUUUCGGCAUAUAGGCCUUACUGCCCCCCUGGUGAAAAAAUCCUGCGUACGGCCCUGUUCGUUACAAAGGUUCUAAUAGGGUGUUUUCAAAACGAACAGUCUGUGCCAGUGUAGGCAGGCCUCGAAUUUCCCUGAAAUCAAUCGACGGUAAUGGCGUUAAAAAUUGCCGUAGAACUACGUAACAGCUGUCUACGGCAAUUUUGACAGUUUCCACAGCAUUUUUUCAAAUUAAUAAAAAUUUAAGUUUAUUGUUACUUUGGAUUGUUGACAUGUUUACGUAUUUCUUUAAGUGUUUUUUAAGACUAAAAUAGCAAUUUACGCAUGAUUUGAUCAACCGAUCUGAAUUCAAGUAUCAAAAUAAUAAUGCACAGUGAAUAGUAUAAAAAUUACACUAUACGGCAAUUGCUCCACGGCAUUUUGUUCUCCCUCUACGGCAAUUGCCGCGAUAAAAUUCAAGCCCUGAGUGUAGGUAGUGACAACAACGGCAGAAAGCUGCGGAUUGGAUUCAACCACCUGAAAAUACAAGUAAAAUGUUUCGAGCGAAGGCUAUUCGUCGAGAAGGGCCUUCCCUACGAAGUGCAUAAUCUAUAUUCUUAAUAUAUUUCAAAGGGCUUUGUUCCAAAAAAUAAUGCCUCAAAUGAUGCCAUUAACUAUGACGUCUAUAGUGGAUAUUUUGACAUAUUAAAAACAUGACGGAAGAUUUGUUCACCCGUACGUCUAGGUGAAAAGCUAAAACGUAAAGUAGAAUUGAUUGUCCUCACUCUACUGCAUGUAUAUUGUUUUGAGAGAUUAGUCUUGUAAAACAGGAUAUCAAAUUUUCUUUAACUUGUCUUUUAGCCAAUGAAGUAUGAUGGUUUCAAACUAUUUAUGAAUGCAUAUCUUGGCAAUGAUAUCAGUGAUGAUUUAUGUCAACAUUUAUUCUCGACAUUUUGUAAGCAAGUGCCAAUAAACAAUGCAACAAUAACAAGUUUACAGCAAGCAGAGGCCAUGAUUGCUGAUAAGCCAGGUAUAAUAUUAGACACAGUGUAUAUACUAUACAGAGGUCCCACUGUACAUGAGACACGCAUUAUAUAAAUACUAUACAGUCCGACUCAGCCAAAACUCGUAACCAGCGCCAAGUAGCCAUUAGCAGUCGCUAUGCAGUCGCCAUGUGCCUACAUAUCUAGUGGGCGUACGAGAAGCACUUGCCCCCCCUCCCCCCCUUGGGGAACGACCAAGCCAAGCCGAACAUUUUGAAUGUUUUCAGGAGGAUGACGGCCUCUCCUUGUAGUGCACUGGCAAGGAACGUGGCGGCCGGUUUCGGUGACAUCAAAGGCGCUGACACGGAGUCGGACUUCUGUAAGGGCCUGUUUAUAUGGGAGCCGGGCUGGCCCGCUAGGCGAGACAACCCGGUAAGCGAGAUCUCGCUGUGUGGUUAUUUUUAUAGUAAAAUUAUCGUGCGUUUGUAUGGCCCGGUUGUCAAGAUCUCGCUUGAAAGAGGCGAGAUCUCGCUUACCGGAAUGGAAAUAUCUCCAUAUAAACACUCACAAGCGGGCUAGCCCAGUUGCCGAGAUGAAAGUUCAAAGAUACCGCCGCAAGCUAUUUUCAAAACAACUGAUCAAAAUAACAAAAUUGUCCCGGCAAGUGGGAUGAAAUUUUUUCAUAUAAACACAAGAGAAAUUCAUCCCGCUUACCGGGCUGUCUCGCGGGCCAGCCCAGCUUCCAUAUAAACAGGCCCUAAGACUCUAUUCUAGAGAUUAAUUAAGCGAGCGACAUUUUUGACAACACGGACGUCAAGCGACAUAAUUUAACCGCGUUAAUUAUGACGUCAGUAGUUCUUGUUUGAAAUCAACAAAGGCAGUCAAUGUUGAAUUAACUAGCCAAUGAGAACCCAUAGUUUCUUUACGUGACUUUGGUUAAAAUGGCGACAAUUGAAGGAAAUGCAAACGAUCGUAUCAACGACGUUGCUGUUGCGUAUUUUUCCCAACGUGUGCGGUGAAAAUACAUAGCUUGAUAAAACAGAGUGUGUUUGCCUAAUUCACCCGAGUCAGAGGUUCAUGAUGCACGUGCUUGACAACUAAGGCGUAUAAGUGUUAGUUUUUGGUGUGGAGAGGAAAACCUGAGAAAACACUCGAAGCAUAGAGUAGGGCGUAAAAAAAAACCUGUGGUUCCGGUUCCCGACCGACCCUAUUUUUUUUCUGCCGACCCUAUUAUUUUUUCGACGUGAUUGACUGUGCGACCUUAUUUUCUCCGGGUGGUUGCGGGCUGCUCAUGCAGCGUGCCAAAAUGGCGACUGUUGUGACAAUAAUCGUUGAACCGUGUAAUCACAUUAACUCUCAAAAAAGGCUUUUUGCAUCGGUGCCUCACAACACAACGUUCGCCGAGCUACUGGAAGACUACCAUGGGUUUCCCACGAUUGAUUGUCAAAUCGAAACAGCACAGGAAGAAAAUUUGUGCUGGACAUUAUUGCCAAUUGAAAAUGCGAAUUUGACACUACAAUCACUUGUCGCCUUCAAAAUAAAAUAUUUGAAAAUAUCUUGUGCGAUUAAACAGCAAGAAUCUACAAAUAACGUAGUAACGACACCCACGAGAAACGAACGAACUAUCCAAGACGAAGUAACCAACUUUGCGUAAACGCGUAUGUAACGCGAGUACAUAACGCGUCUUGUGUCCAUUUCCAUAAUUAAGACACGUGAACGGAACAACAACAAACUGCCUAAAUUCGUCCUUAGGAAAUAUAUAUCUCUAGUGAGUUAAUCAUGUCGGGACUCUACUGAAAAUCGCCAAGAAAAAAACAGCCAAAACCAUAAAAAAAAAUAUCUAAAAAAAAAAAUUUCCGACCUACCGACCCUAAUUUUUUCACGAUAUGAAACCGGAACUACAGGGUUUUUUUUUACGCCUAGGAGAGGACCAACCAAACACGCGUUUCCAACAUGGGAAGCCAGGGAAGGUAAAUCCUAGAGGUGUGCAUCGGAUCGGACGUUUAUAAUCCGACAAUUGGCUAAUGUUUAAAAUCCGAUCCGAAAUUGUCUAAUCCGAAUCCGAUCCGAAUUUUGAUAAAGAAUUCCGAUCCGAUCCGAAGAAUCCGUUAAUAAAAUAAUUUUCUCAUUCAAGUUGAAACAUUUAAACAAAUAAAUAUGAAACAAGAAAUACAUGUCAAGAAGUUGACAAAGUGACGUCCAAUUGAAGUAUCAAACGAAUAAUGCAGCGACAACCACGAUAAUGCUUUGAUAAAUGCAUGCAUGGAUAAUUAAUUCUUGCGAUAAUGCGUGGAUAAUUAAUUCAUUUUAUUUCGAAUAUCGAAGUCCGAUCCGACUACGAAACAACUUUAUCAAUCCGAUCCGAAAUGUAUAUUUUUGUUCCGAAAUCCGAACGAAUCCGAUCGGAUUCGGAUCGGAUUUGCACACCUCUAGUAAAUCCCCCACUCUCGAACUGCAUGUAGCAGACUCUGCGGUGAUGGACAGUGCACUAACCGCAUCUUCCACCCGCGAAGUAUAGUGUCCAUAUGAACUAAUGUUUAGUAAAAUUCAAUUUAGCUGAAAGUGGUAUACAUACUGGUAUUACAUCUGCUGCGAUAGUGGCUACAAUUCCUAUCACUUCACGAGAUACAGCCGUUAUUACGCAUUCAUCGUCACAUACUCAUUUAACUGGCUCGCCAUGCAAUGAAGCUGAUCGCCUACCUCGCUCAUCAUCUGAUGGUAUAAAUUGUGCAUCUCGUAUUAUACCUGCUCGAAGAUCUAUUAUAUCGCUAAACGGUAAACUAAAUCAACGUAGGUCAAUAUUUAAAUAUUAAAUGUUUGAAUACCAUAAAUUUAUGACAUAUAGUAUAAACCGUAUUUAUAGUAUCCAUGUAACCAAAACUUAGACCUGGUAAAAUAAAAUUGUUAAUUAACCCCAAAGUAAAAGUUGUCACCUUUUAAACUUUCAAUUUAGCCUUGUAUAUAUAUCCUCUCAAACUUCUAACAUUCAUCUCUGUGAUCCACACAACCUCUAACAUAUAUUUAGCGAAAACAAUUAAUGUAUGAAAAAAUAUUAAAAACCGUCUAUUUGUUAAACAAACUGUUAAAAAUUAAAACGCUUAGUCCAAUAUUUAUUUCCUUGUUAAAAUGUUUUUUAUAUGUUGACGUAUAUAAACGAUUUUGUCUAUAACGAGAAACGUGUAACUUCUUCUGUAAAUGAUCUUUUUACGGUGGCUUGUACUGGUACUGUAACCGUUUAAAGCUUUUAGACGUCGCGCCUUGUAUUCCCACUUCAUUCGUACGUAUAUCUUUCAAUGUUAUUAACAUACAGUACAUGUCCAACUGCAAUUUAAACUUGGUACUCAAUACAUACUAAGUACGAAUUCAUCACGCAAUCUACAAAUUUAUCCCACACAACUGAAGAUAUCAUGGCUCAUUACCUCUGGGCAAUCAACCACUCGACUCACACUCACGUUAUGUUUACCUACAGUCUUUACAUAAGCCAUGUAUGCAUUACAGAUGACCGAAUGUAAACCAUUAUUCGUUUAUAAACACUUCUGAUAGGCUUAUUUACGGAGAGCCUCCUGUUCUGGGAGGGGGGGGAGGGGGGCUGCAUAUAGUGAAAAUUUUGUGCUUCGUAUUACAUAAUUUUUCAAACCAUAUGGAUGAUGGUUUCGGAAAAAGGAAAUUUUUUCCACCACAUUUUACAUACAUUCUGCUAAAAAAUAACUAAACAAGCAUCAAUGACAUGGUAUCUUUGUCUUCCUGUAAACCCAUCCGUCUUUAUCAAUACCUGCCUCUGUAUUUUAGGUCCGGCAAAAGGUUCAUCAGCUGAAAACACGCCAUCAAGCUCACGAAACAAUUCCACAAAGAAGAAGCAAUCUGUUACAGACAAUCUUACGAUAUUUAGCACGAAAAAUGCCUUAGAAACUGUUGCCAUGGUAUCAAUACGGGAAAUUGCGUGUUAUUUGUCGUUACUUGAAGGAGGAGAAGUCGAGGAUAAACUUGAAUGUAAGUAAUCACCAUCCACUAUACCCGAGGCUUUUUACGUCAAGCAGAUUUUUAACUUACUGUAAUAUGUACAGGUAUGUAUGCAUUCGUCUCGUGCACUCUCCGAAUAUAUACAUUGCCCAGAUGUUUGUGGGUGAGCUCGAUUGCAAACAUCGAGCAAAUCCGUUGGGGCUUCGGUGGCGUAGUCAUCACAGCAAGCGCCUUUCACCUCGAGUUCAUGGGUUGAUUCUCGCUACGGACUCAUGAGAAAAGAGUCAGUCAACGCUCUGCCGAAAGUCGUGGGUUUUCUCCGGUUUCCUCCCACAGGGAUUUCCUCCCACAGGGAAAGUUGAGAGGGUGGGUUACAGUAGGAUAAACACAGUUAAGAAAAUAAUAUAAUAUUGAAAAUUUUCUGCAAGUAAUCAAGUAAAUCGACACUCGGACAAUGUAACUGUGUGACACUAACAAGUUGUCAAACUGGAUGUCAUGCUAUAUUUUACAGAAAAAAAAUAUUUCAGUCCACUGAGAAUCUUAAAAUAUAACAUAAAACUAAUAUAGAUAACAUGCAUCAAGGGUCUGAUCCUAUGGUAAACACAGAUGCAAAAAAGGGUACUAUUUUGAAAUCAGGUGUUCCAGAUUGGCUAAAAAUGCAUUUGCCAUACAACAUUUGUUACAUCAUUCUAUAGUCUACACGGCUAAAAACGCAUAGGUUGUUCCAAGUUGAUAUCGACAGGCGUGAACAAUGUUGUGCGGCCAACUAUGAACAAGUUGUCAACCAUGUUGUUCGAAGUUGUUACAGUUGAACAAUGCUGUAACAACAUGUUGACAAUACUGUUCAUAGUGGGCCGCACAACCUUGUUCACGCCUGUUGAUAUCAACCUGGAACAAGUUGUUGAUUUUCUCAAUUUUUACGCGUAUAGGCUAAGUACAGUACAGUAAUUAGGUAUAAGUGUAAUACUUGAUGUAAAGCACAUUUGCAUGAUCCACAUGUAAAUUUGCGCUGUAGAAAUAUUAAUCGUAAUCAUCGUAAUCUACCAUGCUGUUCAGUAUUUACUGUAUGGCAAAGAUAAUAAAGCAUGCGGGACAAUCAUUAGGAAAGGGUUGCCUUCCGGAGUUAAUCUAGGGAAGUUGACAGGAUGGGUUAGGAUAAACUCAUAUAGUAACAUAAUAAUGCGAAAAGUAAUAUCACAAUUCUUGUAAAGAUAAAUUGUAUAGGCUAUUAAAGUAGGUAAUAUAAGUAAUACUUGAUGUAAUCGGUCAAUGAAAAGACCCGAAGGGAAGUGAGCUGAAUGUGUGUGUGUAAUGUACCAAGUUAUCAUGUUAUGACUUGUAAGAUAAAUUUUUGGUUCAUCUUUAAGCGGCACGUAGUUUACUACCCCUUAUUUUUAUUUUGUAUAUUUUCUGAUUAGUUGUUUUCCGAGUGUACGACGCGGAUGGUAACGAGUAUCUUGAUCAACAGGUAUUCGAAAUUUUAUAUAUAUAGCUUGUAAUGUUUGUUUGUGCUACACGAGGUCGUUGUGUACACCACUGAAUAUUAUCGUAAAAUACACAACAACAGUGACUGCGAAUAAAGAAAAUAAUUCUAUUUAUUUUUUCUGGUCCAUAACCCCAAAUCCGUAACGUAAAUGGAGCCUUCCGAUUGCCUGAUUGAAGGUCGGUAUCACACGAUGCGGACCUCCCGCGUUUCGCGCCAAAACAAACCAAGGUUUCAAACUCAAAAAACUACCCAAAAUGUCGAGAAAGCUUCCCUAUCGAUACUAAAGAUAGAAAAAUAAGCCUUCAAUGGAUUUAGUGUCAAGCCCGAAAUGCACUGUUUUCCGACCCAAGCGCAAAAAACAAUUAUUUCUUUGACAAGUAUUCCGUUGUUGCGUAUACAGGUACUUCUUGGCCGGCUGCAACAAGACCAGGUUCCACGUCUUUCACCAAUGCAUGUAUGUACAGGACAUCUAUUAUCUACAACGAUUUCUUUUAGGAGUUGGAGUCUAUCACACAACAAAUGAUGAGCGUUGCCAGAUAUUUAGGAUGGGACGUCACCGAAUUGAAACCAGUAAGUCCUAAUUGUUUUGUGCCUGUAGUGUACUAUACUGUAUUGUACGGUAUUGUAAUGCACUUUACUGUUCUUUUACUGUACUGUACUGUUCUUUUACUGUACUGUACUGUUCUUUUACUGUACUGUUCUUUUACUGUUCUUUUACUUUACUGUACUGUAUACUGUACACUGUACACUGUACACUGUACACUGUAUACUGUACACUGUAUACUGUAUACUGUAUACUGUAUACUGUACUGUAUACUGUACUGUACUGUACUGUACUGUACCGUACCGUACCGUACCGUACCGUACCGUAUUGUACUGUAUAGUACCGGCCACCUCUAGCAAUAUUCCUGCUUGAGUAGUCAUUUACCUAGCCUGCUCAGCAGACCCCACCCGAAAAUUUGAAGCCAAAUUUCAGGUUUUUCUUUCCCCGAACAAAAUUUCCGGCUGCGAGCCUUACCUUAUCGUAAUCAGUCAUUUACACUGUCUUACAGAUUUUACAAGAUAUGUUGUUAGAACUGGAUUGCGAUUCAGAUGAUCGGAUAUCACUGGAGGAAUGGAUCAAAGGCGGUUUAACAACCAUUCCAUUACUCGUGUUGUUGGGUCUUGAUCCA